UGGUCACACGGUUCAGAUUGUUUGCACAGACAGUUUCAUUUCCUUUUAAAUAAUAAAAAACAAAAAGAACAAAACCGUAACACAACAAUUAUUCAAUACGAAAUAUAUAUAAAUAAGAGAACUUUUAUGUAUGAAAAGUGGUAAUCAUUUUCACUCGUUAACAUUUUACGUGUUGUUCAUCACAGAAUAUUAAAGAAAUAUGUAUUCCUUCUCAGUCGGGCACGUCAUUCGAAAAGCAAAUCUUCACGUACUUACUAUCCUAGUGCUGUUAUUGCAGAUGUACUUGGUGGGUAGCGUGAGUUCCAGAGAAUAUUAUGGGAUUCGUAUUAAUCCUUCUGUAACUGGCAUUCCAGAAGAAGACAAAUUGAAUAAGAUGUCAAACAUCCGAUCACGUAUUGAGUGCUUUUCUUUCUGUAUGACAAAUUCCAAAUGUGGUAUGAUUAUUUACAGCGGUUCCGAGAGAGUAUGUAUCCUACGUAAAAUCAAGCAACUACCUGGUGCCCCAUCAUUCAUCGACAUUCCUCCAAACAGUAUUUACACCAUGCUUCAAGCCCCUGAAUGUCCAACGUCAGACAGCUACACUUAUCAACCAGAAUUUAGAUUAUGUUAUCAAAUAAAUUCAAAUAAAAUGUCAUGGAAUAACGCUGCAGACGAUUGCAAUGAGAAACGAGGACAACUUAUUCACAUUAGAAAUUUAGAAGUAAUGCUCUAUCUACAAGAAAAAUUGAAACAGUGGCCAGACGUGAGCUUUCAUUUUGGAUUAUGUAGAGAUAUUGAUAAGUACCUCUUGGUAUGGCAGAAUGGAGAAGCACUUACGUUUGGAUUCUGGCAGAAGAAUAGACCUGACAAUUAUGGAGGCGAUCAGCACUGUGGAGUUUUAACUCAUUAUAGUAAUCACAGAUGGAAUGAUAUAAAGUGUGACGACGAAUGGGGAUAUAUAUGCGAGAUAGUCGUGAGAUAA
Octopus sinensis (East Asian common octopus) is the source of this 961-nucleotide messenger RNA. RefSeq names its product alpha-N-acetylgalactosamine-specific lectin-like. Bases 200 to 961 code for a protein of 253 amino acids. Gene Ontology annotation, molecular function: signaling receptor activity. The transcript has 3 exons. The record is from RefSeq and is a predicted model, not a curated record. NCBI's taxonomy places the organism in Eukaryota, Metazoa, Mollusca, Cephalopoda, Octopoda, Octopodidae.